AUGGUGGGCGCAGGACCGCCUCUCCUGGUGCACCGUGGCCUGCUCUGCUUUCGGAGAGCCCAGCUCUUUCCCUACACGACGCUCUUUCCGAUCUGCUGCCUGGAGCGGCUGAAGCAGCAGGUGCCGGUGGGUACGGGGCCGUCCCGUUCCACCACGCUGAGCCUCCUGCACCGUGCCCGGCUCCACAUCCAGAGGCUGGAGGAGCAGGAACUGAGGGCACGAAGGGCCAAAGACCGGCUGCGGGACCGGCAGCGGAGCCUGCAGCGGCGGCUGGAACUGCUGCUCUUGCCCACUGAUGGGGAACGGACACGGGCCGACAGCCUGGACUCGUCCCGGCUCUCAGAGCCCUCCGAGGAAGAGGAUGCCGAGGUAGAGGUAGAUGGCGUGGUGUUCAGCGGGGAGCUGCUGCCCAGCUUUGGCACCGGGAGGGACCACAGCUACUCCAGCCCCCACAGCCCGGCAUCCUGACGGUGCCUGCUGCCUUCCCUGCACUGCCUGCCUGCCUCCUUCCUGCUGGAAACCCAGCCUUGGCCAGCCUCACCACAGCUGCCAGGCUAAGGGGCCACAGAUGGGGGCAAGAGUCCAGCUUUACCCCCCACAGUUGGGUGGCACUGGCUGUGGCACUGGGUGUAUGGGGCUGGCACUGCACUGUGGCACCCGCUGUGCACCACAAGCACUGGAAGAGGUGCUGGAAGAAGGCCCAGCUGUCACUGAGGACACCCUCCUGCAUUCCCCUGUGCACCCCGGGCAAUCUGGGGACUGUGGACGGUGCUGCCCACUGCAGACAUGACUACAGGAAGGCUCUCCUGCCCCUGGAGCGCCAGGAAGGGGAAACAAGUGCAUUAAGCAAUCUGCCUUUGUGCUCCCGCAGCCAUCCCGCUCUCUUGUACAGACCUGACACUUUAUA
Messenger RNA from Ficedula albicollis (Collared flycatcher), 907 nucleotides. It is a transcript of the gene MXD3, whose product is annotated as MAX dimerization protein 3. Gene Ontology annotation, molecular function: RNA polymerase II cis-regulatory region sequence-specific DNA binding; protein dimerization activity; DNA-binding transcription factor activity, RNA polymerase II-specific. Bases 1 to 468 code for a protein of 155 amino acids. The record is from RefSeq and is a predicted model, not a curated record. Gene Ontology annotation, biological process: regulation of transcription by RNA polymerase II. The transcript has 4 exons. Lineage: Eukaryota; Metazoa; Chordata; Aves; Passeriformes; Muscicapidae.